AUGGUAAGUGACGCUCCGAGUCAGUCGGAAACAAAGGGACCAGUAGAAACCCAUUCACAAAUGCUUUUACGAUUUGCCAAUCCAAUGAAUAUUCCUGCCACCCUCACUGGUGAAAUUGGUAGUCAAGGCUGGACAAAAAACACCAAUGACACCACCCUCCUACUGACCGAUUUGGUGCCAUUCACCCUCAACUCCAGUCAGCAGGCCUGCUCAAUCACCCUUUGUGUAGUCUUCCUUGUCAGUAUUAUUGUGAAUCUCCUCUCAUGGCAUUGUCUUCGACGGCUGUCCGGCGGUAGAGGUCUCUGCAUUGUUAAAUUUUUCCUUUAUCUUACCGUCCUGGAAUCCAUUGACCUCUUAAUCAAACUGAAUGAUGUUCUGAUGUGCGUGACACACGGAGUGCCCAUGUUUAUAGCAAUGGAAUUUCUAGGACGUUGGUCGUGCCAAACACUAGCAAUGGGUUACACCUCCUUCAAGCACACGGAGAGCCUUCUCAUCACAACCCUUGCGUUUGAUUCUCUCAUCUUUUUGAAACAACUGAAGCAACAUGUUGCAAAAUUUCGGGCUGAGUGGGCCUUCAAUGCGUUUAUCUUCAUAAUCGCUACUGUAGCGACAACAAACAGUCAGUUCUUUUGGACUUUUGAUCUCUUUCGUGUGGAUAAUCGAAUGCCACCGAGUGAUUCACUUUACGGAGGUGGGGUCCUGGCAGAACCCACCCUCUAUACGUGCGGAUUUUCUGCCUCCUAUAGCCUAAAUCAUGCCUUCAUUGCCUAUCUAUGGCCGGCUCUGGAUCACCUCAUUGGUGAUGUGCUUCCAUGCCUACUACCUCUGGCUGCAGGAGUCAUCAUCUUAUCAACACGAAGAAAAAUUUUGAAGACCAGUAGGCGCAAUUCGAACACUGACAGUACAGGUGAUUUGGAAGAAUUAAUGUGGAUUUUACCAGUACUCCUCCUCCUACAUGGACUUUCUAUUCUUCCAAGAAUGCUAUUUUACAUCAAGAAAUAUUUCCUGUUUUCAGGUAGGUGGAAAUGUUCUAGACAAUUGACAGAUGUAAUGUUAAGGAUGGAGACAGCUUCCGUGCGCGUGCACAAGUCUGACAAAACAUGA
Molecule: messenger RNA, 1104 nt
Organism: Hydatigera taeniaeformis
Lineage: Eukaryota; Metazoa; Platyhelminthes; Cestoda; Cyclophyllidea; Taeniidae
Source: the annotation of a GenBank genome assembly